UCGUGAAUUCGGUGCCGAAUUUUACAAAAUAUAAUUGAAUUUUUAUAUUAAUCUGAUGGUAAUUUUCAUUAUUUUACAUCUAUAGAUCCAACAACAUUUUUCAAAUGGGUGAUAGCGAUGAUUAUUACGAUGGUGACGGGACCAUGGAUUCCCUGGCAACAUCACCAGAAGUCACCUAUAAUUGGGUUGACAUAACAUCAGAUUUCUUCAAGAAUAUUCAAGAUCUUGAGCUUGGAGAAUUGUUACACGAUGGCCAUUUAUUUGGUCUGUUUGAAGCCAUGUCUGCCAUUGAGAUGAUGGACCCAAAAAUGGAUGCAGGCAUGCUGUGUAAUCGCGGGAGUCCUAAGCCACUCAACUUCCAGCAGGCUGUUGAGGCUGGCAAACUCAAGAUAGAUGACUUGGAGCCAAGUGAACUGAUUGGCAUAAUAGAUGCUACCAUGUCCUGCAUAGUGUCAUGGUUAGAAGGCCACUCCCUUGCGCAGACUGUUUUCACAAAUCUUUACCUACAUCAGCCGCAUAUGAUUGUAAAUAAGACAUUGAAAGCAUAUUGCAUUGCUAUCUAUAAGCUGCUGGAUUGUAUAAGAGAAUGUAUAAACAAAGCACAAGUAUUUGAAGAGGAAGAUUUCCAACCAAUGGGUUACGGUUAUCGUUUGGGCUCGAACCCAAUGUCAGGUAACACUUAUGAUGCAAGCUUGGAAGUGAGCGAACAGAAGUGCAUCGCUUUGCUCCGGGAACAGGAGGAAGAGUUAAACAAAAGGGCUAGGAGUACAGAUGAUGAGGCGAACAACAUAUGGACGGCCUUAGCAGCCAGAAUCAGGUUCACCAGAAUGUUCUAUCAAGCGCUGCUGCUCAUCACCAAGAAGGACUCCCAGUCUGGCGCGGACUGCGUCGCCUUGCUCAACGGCUGCUCAGAGAUGAUGAAGGUCAUCAUCAAGACCGCUUGGAAAGGAACACAGCCUGUGGAAAAUUCUGACUCCCCAAACCCAAUGGGCUUCGAGCCGAUGAUCAACCAACGCUUGUUACCGCCCACGUUCCCGCGGUACACCCGCAUCAAGCCGCGAGCCGAGGCAUUGCAGUAUUUCGACGAGCAAAUCGCGAGACUACGCCACGCGUGGAAGAUCACUUCGUGUACCAACUUCCAUACUGCGCUGGACUUCUUCAUGGAGUUCAGCCGCCUGCGCGCGUGCAUACUGUCGCGCUCGGCGCUGCAGCUGCUGUACCUGAGCCCGCCGGCGGGCGCGGCCGCGGCCGGCUCCCCGCGCCCGCACCACGUGUUCGUCGACAUCCUCCGGGAGUCCGUCAGGAGCUUCGUCAACCCGCCCGCGUUGACGCCCAAAUCGCCCAUGGUCUCUAAUCCACAGACUCGCGAGUUUGUGGAGAACUUCCUGGCGCGUUGCGUGCGUCCGUUCGCGGUGCUGCUGCAGGUGUGCGGACACAACCGCGCGCGGCAGCGGGACAAGUUGGCGCUCUUGUUGGACGAGCUCGCCACUCUACAGGAUGAGGCGGAGAGCGUAGACGCAGUAGUGAGCGGCGCGGCGGGGAGCGCCCCCCGCGCAUACUUCGGCACGUGGAUCCUCUACCACGUGUUGCGCGUCAUGAUCGCCUAUCUGCUGUCCGGGCUCGAACUAGAGCUCUACAGCGUGCACGAGUACCAUUACAUCUUCUGGUACCUAUACGAGUUCCUAUACGGCUGGCUAGUGUCUGCUCUCGGACGAGCGGAGACGCUCGCGAACGAAGGCACGAGACGAGCCGAUUCGAAGCGGAGCGGCGCGCGGAAACAGAAGAAAAGGUCCAGGCCUUAUGCCAGGGAAGGGUUAAUGUGCCAAGUUAUGCAGAAUAUGUGCGGGGGGUACUACAAGGCGUUAGUAGCGUUCAAGUUGCAAGGCAAGAUCCGGCAGCCGCAGUCCGCGUUCGACAACGAGGCGGUCCGGUACAAGCACCGCUUCGCCCCCCUCUCCGUGCUCACCCCCCCUCAGGUCCACUACCACGAGUUCUGCGAGAUGACGCAGCCGCUGCAAUUUGAAAAUCCUGUGAUACUGUAUCUCGGAGGCUGUAAGCACUUCCAGCAAGCGAGAUCACUUUUAGAAACCAUCACAACGCCAGAUCAAGAGGUAUCAGAUCUCCUAAAAGUAGCGAAAACAAAUUUUGUAGUGCUAAAAUUACUAGCGGGUGGACACAAGAGGGACUCCACGGCGCCGCCGGAGUUUGAUUUCUCCGUCCACCGACAUUUUCCAAUUAUGAAACUUGUAUAGAUGUAAUAAUAUAGAAUUAUAAUCUUAGUCAUUAUUUGUAUGAAUUUAUUAUGAUAUAGCCAGAUUAAAUCACACUAUUAUAAUAAAAUGUAUUUAAAGAAUUUAUGUCAAAAUGAAACAAACCCGUUUUAUUAAGUCAUUUUGUGGAGUGUUAUGAAUAUUUGUAAUAUGUAUGAUAGCCAAAUUUGUAUAAGCCUAACAUUCCGUCGAUGUUAGGAUGUUUGUGCCGACUGUACAUGAGAAUACUGUAAAUGAGAACACGAUAAUUCCUAGUCUGAUUUAAGUUGCAAACUACUUAUAUCUUAUUGUCUGUUGAAAUUUUUUUUUCUUUCUUCAUUAUAUCUGCUUUUCUUUUCACUAAACAUCACAUGCUAACCUUUUUUAAAAGGCAAAUGUAAAAAUUAUUUACUUUUAAGUUUUCUAUGAAUGAAAUUCGACCGAAUUUUAAAAUACUUAUGUAAUUGAGUGUGUACGUUCGUAAAAUAUAUUGUAAAUAGCUUGUCGUUGAUGUGCAAUAGAGCUUUGAAAAUGUAAGAAAAUGAUUAUGCCUUC
This is a messenger RNA of Plodia interpunctella (Indianmeal moth), 2804 nucleotides long. RefSeq names its product N(alpha)-acetyltransferase 35 (gene Naa35). The coding region runs from base 105 to 2252 and encodes 715 amino acids. NCBI's taxonomy places the organism in Eukaryota, Metazoa, Arthropoda, Insecta, Lepidoptera, Pyralidae. Gene Ontology annotation, biological process: N-terminal peptidyl-methionine acetylation. The transcript has 14 exons. The record is from RefSeq and is a predicted model, not a curated record. Gene Ontology annotation, cellular component: NatC complex.